AUGGCACAAGCAUGGCUGGAUGGCGAGACCAUGAUUGCAAAUAUGUCUGUCAAAUACUCGAGACUUGACACCUCGAAGAUCACAAUCGAAGAAGUCAACAAUGACAUUGAGGUGAUGGCAGCCCAUUGGAGCGUGCGACUAGGAGCUCAGAUGAGAAGAUAUGCAGCACUCAACCGCAGCAUGGCUGAGGCUGAUCACAUUUGUCGAUCAGUCGCAGUUGGCUCCGAUGAUGGAAAUGAAAACGGGGUUGUGAUUCCCAAAGAUUUCUAUUUGCUGCCUCGCCUCAGUCAGACGAUCCAGAACAUGACCCAAGAUGCCGACUUCAUGUACAAACUAUUCGACCCCGUUUGCAAUGAUAUCUUGGAAGCGAUUGAAUUCUGGAAGAAGUCAACAUCACAGAAGCAGAGUGUUGUCAUGGCCAAGAUACAGGCUUUGAGUAUCGCGUGCCUUCUUUCAAGAUCAGACACCGAUCAUCGGGUCCAAUUUGACCCGUUCAUUGGAUUUUCACAGAUGCGGACCCAGACCUACGACGUCAAACAAAUCAAGCUCACUGCUGGCAUUGCGAACAAUUUCAGAGCCGCACCCAACACACCAAAUGCUCUCUCAUGCUUUUGCAUCAAGCAAUGUGGCAACUGUGGCGACCAAUCUAAGCCAUGGCUUUCCACCUGUUCGACACAAGAUUGA
Exophiala bonariae is the source of this 684-nucleotide messenger RNA. RefSeq lists its product as uncharacterized. NCBI's taxonomy places the organism in Eukaryota, Fungi, Ascomycota, Eurotiomycetes, Chaetothyriales, Herpotrichiellaceae. The record is from RefSeq and is a predicted model, not a curated record. The coding region runs from base 1 to 684 and encodes 227 amino acids. The transcript is spliced from 2 exons.